CAGAAGGAAUGGCCGGAUACUUUCAACGAAUGAAGAAAAGUGUCGGCAGCCUCUACACAGAUCCUAACAAGUGGGGAAUCGUCAAAUCUCUCGGAGUUUUCAUUUUCGGAAUCUAUAUUGCCAGAGAUCUUAAGGGAAUUAGUAUUGACGGAGCUGCAGGUUCCAUCUCAGCCUAGAUAUGCGGACUCUUGUAGUUCCUGGACUUAGACUUUGUGAAAGUGAUGAUAAACAUAUCUCCGGCCCAGGGACAUAUCUUAUGCAUGGUUACAUUUACUCCAGCCAUGUCGGAGAACUCACACUUAUCCAUACACAGAACAAUACAGUCAGUGUUGAGGUUGAAGGGUGUGGACAGAAGACGAUAGUUCCGUCUACCGGAGAUAUUGUAACUGUUAAAAUACUCUCCGUUAAUCCUAGGUUUGCCAAGGCGCAUAUAAUGUGCGUAAAGGAUGUUGUCCUCUCAGAACCUUUCCGAGGACAGAUCAGGAAGGAGGACGUUAGAUCUGUGGAGAAGGACAGGGUAGAGAUGUAUAAAUCCUUCAGACCCGGAGAUAUUGUUCUGGCGCGGGUCAUCUCCUUCGGAGAUGCCGGGGCCGGUUAUCUUCUGACUACAGGGGAGAACGAAUUGGGAGUUGUUAUCGCUAGAUCAGAGAUCGGAGCUUCUAUGGUUCCAGUUUCCUGGACGGAGAUGCAGUGUCCUGAUACUUAUAUUAAAGAGUACAGGAAAGUUGCUAAAGUCAUUCCUGAUCAUUUGGCAACUGCUCCAUGAUCAUUGAUCAUAGUUUCAGCUCUCUGAUCAUCUACUAUGUGAUCGGUGAUCCGUGAUUUCUACAAUACAUCUGUAGUCAUGUUCCUAUCAUUCUCUCACACGACCUUAUUGCUAUGUACUUGGAGAAUAAACAUUGUUUAAGCUUA
Eurytemora carolleeae is the source of this 912-nucleotide messenger RNA. It is a transcript of the gene Csl4, whose product is annotated as exosome complex component CSL4. Gene Ontology annotation, cellular component: nuclear exosome (RNase complex); cytoplasm. The record is from RefSeq and is a predicted model, not a curated record. Gene Ontology annotation, biological process: RNA processing. Gene Ontology annotation, molecular function: RNA binding. The transcript is spliced from 5 exons. The coding region runs from base 179 to 766 and encodes 195 amino acids. Lineage: Eukaryota; Metazoa; Arthropoda; Copepoda; Calanoida; Temoridae.